UAUUAUCAUAACAGUCGUUGCGCACUUGCUGUUAUCGCAAAUCAAAACAAUAACAAUUUUAUUUAUUCUCGGCAGUCGAGGCGACAGACGGCGGACAGAGGAACUUCGUGGGGUGCCGCAGCCGUAGUGUGUUAUUGUAUCCUCGCGUAUCGUGCGCAGUUUAUUUUAUUAAGAGUCGGAACUCGGCCAUUUCAAACUCAUAAAGAAAAUAUGAUAUCUCCUACAAAUCUGAUGAAGCGACUGGGCGUGGGCGGGCGGCUGGUGGCGUUCUUCAAGGCGGUGUGCGUGUAUUUCGUGGUGGCGGGCGGCGAGGCGGGCGAGGCGCCGUCCGUGGCCGGGGUGGCGGCCAAGUGCGCGCCCGUGCUCUGUCUGAUGGUGCUGGUGGCGCUGCACGCGCUCGACGCGCCCGCGCACUGCAGCGACAGGCGCGCGUACGGGGCGCGCGUGGCCGCGGGGCUGGCGCUGUCGGCGCUGGGCGACGCGCUGCUGGUGUGGCCGCAGCACUUCGUGGCCGGCAUGGGCGCGUUCGCGGGCGCGCACGUGGCCUACCUCAGCGCCUUCGGCUGGCAGGGCUCGGCGCCGCGCGCGGCCGCGGCCUGCUACGGGGGCUGCGGCGCCUACCUGUGCGUGGUGGCGCCGGGCGGGCUGCUGGCGCGGCUGGUGCCGGGCUACGCGCUGCUGCUGGCCACGCUGUGCUGGCGCGGCGCGGCCCGCGGCGGGCCGGCGGCCGCGGGCGCCGCGCUGUUCCUGGUGUCGGACGCGGCGCUGGGCUACAGCCUGUGGGCCGGGCCGCUGCCGCACCGCCGCCUCGUCGUCAUGUCCACCUACUACCUGGGCCAGCUGGGCAUCGCGCUCAGCGCGCUGCAGCCGCACCCGCCCGCCCCACCCCGCGCGCAUGCGCAGUAGCCGCCGUCUUCCCGUCGCAAUCGACUCUAUACAUGUAAGCGAAAUACACCCAUUUGUAAUCUUCCUUUACUAGAAUGUAAGCUUUAAUCGUGUUGAAUCGAUGGUUAUAGUAGUAUUUUUGUAGUGUUCAAGUGAUGGGUGAGGGCACAAAUGUAUUUUAUUUUUAUAAUAGGUUGUAGGUGAUAACGUUCAGUAUGGCGCAACCGUCUGUGAUAUGUGGUCGACGACCUGCUGUGUGGGUUGUCGGUGUGAGGGAGAUGUGCGAGAGAGGUCCGGCUCAUUGCUAGGUAUUGGUAACGGCUUGUGCCAAAUGUGUGUGACGUGUGACGGCAUCCGGCGACCCUGGCGCCAGUAAGACUGAAGCACCAACGUGUACGUGUUGUAUGUGUCUCGUGUGUGCAGUACACUGCCGGCACGCGGCGGGAACUAGGGUUACGCUAAUAUUACACUAGUACUAGUAUUACACUAGUAUUUGUAACGAGCAACUACAGAACUAUUUAGUAUUAAACAUGGAAUCUAGCUUUCGAAUCUCUACACAAUUGAAAUAAAGUUAUUCAAAGGUAGGUAUAAUAGUCGAUUCCUAAAUCACGGUUGAAAUAGUUUCUAUAGAGACGAACAUAUCGCACGGCGCCCGCGCGGCCUAUAAGACUCCACUUUACUAUUCUAUGUUAGUUUUUAUGUAAAUCCAUAUUUUAUUAAAUGUUAUACUAUUGUAAAAUCAUGUGAUAGAUUUUAUAUUAUGUGUUUAAUAAACGCGAUUACGCAGUUGUA
Molecule: messenger RNA, 1677 nt
Organism: Pectinophora gossypiella (pink bollworm)
Lineage: Eukaryota; Metazoa; Arthropoda; Insecta; Lepidoptera; Gelechiidae
Product: lysoplasmalogenase
Exons: 3
Coding region: 211-906 (231 amino acids)
Cellular component (GO): membrane
Source: RefSeq, a predicted model, not a curated record